Messenger RNA from Racocetra persica, 247 nucleotides. The record is from the annotation of a GenBank genome assembly. NCBI's taxonomy places the organism in Eukaryota, Fungi, Glomeromycota, Glomeromycetes, Diversisporales, Gigasporaceae.
ACCAUCAGAAAAGUUCGGUAAUCUAAAACUGGAAAUAGAAAUUCGAGAAUAUUUGAGACUAGUGAUGGGACCCAAAGCAAAUAAUGGCAUUGCCGCAUAUUGGACUUGGAUUAGCGUUAGAACAUUUGACAAAAUCCCAAAUGUCUACCCAAAUAAUAAUUUAAUAAUUCGGAAUGAGAUUGCACUUCAAUCUAUUGAAUGCAAUGACAUAUAUAUUCUGACUGACUUAGAAUUUUCUGCAUGCUAA